Molecule: messenger RNA, 2030 nt
Organism: Tripterygium wilfordii
Lineage: Eukaryota; Viridiplantae; Streptophyta; Magnoliopsida; Celastrales; Celastraceae
Product: probable serine/threonine-protein kinase PBL8
Exons: 7
Coding region: 459-1748 (429 amino acids)
Biological process (GO): protein phosphorylation
Molecular function (GO): protein kinase activity; ATP binding
Source: RefSeq, a predicted model, not a curated record
AUUUUCCUCGUUAAUCCCAAAUUUACACAAAAAAAAGGAGAAUGUGGUACAAGCCAGUUAGGGUGUCUGACAUUGACAAAAGUUGUUAACUGUGUUGUCCAGUACCCUUCGUGACUACCAGGGAGGAUAUCGAAUUGUCUAUCAGAUCAGUGAGAGAAGAAGAGAGCAAUGGCUGCCCAAUACGCAAAGGAGAGAGAGAGACUAGAAAAUUAGCAAUUUUAGGUUUUUUUUUUUCUCCCCUCCCCUCGUGUUUCUGUGACAUGAAUUGUGUUGUACUGUUGUUUGAUAAUUUUUUUACUAAUAAAGGUUUCAGUAGUCACGUAUAUCUAAAUCCCAAGUAGGGGAAGAGGAAGGCAGGUUCCGAAGAAUGAAACUCUGCGUUUUUAGGAUUUCCAUACACGAACCAGUACCACCAACGGCAACCGCAGCCGCAACCAUAGCUACUCACAUUGACAGAGAUGGGCAAUUGUGGUACUAGAGAGGAAUCCGCCGUUGUCUCCAAUGCUCAAGUACAACAGCUGAAUAUGCUACCAUCCUUCCCUGCUAAAGCUGGAAAUCCGUUGUCGGAUAAGAAGCACAGUCGUUCCGUCUCAGAUCUGAGCGAUCCUUCUACGCCUCGUAAAUUCGAGGACGCUAGUAAGAACGCGUUACUUUAUACUCAUGUUAUUGCAUUCACUUUGUUCGAGCUGGAGACCAUCACCAAGAGCUUCCGCUCUGAUUACAUUCUCGGCGAAGGUGGAUUUGGAACUGUUUACAAAGGCUACAUUGACGAGAAUGUGAGGGUUGGUCUCAAAUCUCUUCCUGUAGCUGUUAAGGUUCUCAACAAGGAGGGCCUUCAGGGGCAUCGUGAAUGGCUUACGGAGGUCAACUUUCUUGGCCAGCUUCGCCAUCCUAAUCUGGUUAAGUUAAUUGGAUAUUGUUGUGAAGAUGACCACAGGUUACUUGUUUAUGAAUUCAUGUUCCGCGGAAGCCUUGAGAAUCACUUGUUUCGAAAGGCAACCAUUCCGUUAUCUUGGGGCACAAGAAUGAUGAUUGCACUUGGAGCUGCCAAAGGGCUUGCUUUCCUUCACAAUGCUGAAAUGCCCAUUAUAUAUCGAGACUUCAAAACCUCUAAUAUAUUGUUGGACUCUGAUUAUACAGCCAAGCUUUCUGAUUUUGGGCUAGCAAAAGCUGGACCACAGGGCGAUGAGACCCAUGUCUCAACUAGAGUUAUGGGUACCUAUGGCUAUGCUGCCCCUGAAUAUGUAAUGACCGGCCACUUAACUGCCAGGAGUGACGUAUACAGUUUUGGAGUUGUUCUUCUAGAGCUUUUAACUGGGAGGAAAUCUGUUGACAAGACCAAACCAAGUAAGGAGCAGAGCUUGGUGGAUUGGGCCCGUCCUAAAUUGAAUGACAAGAGAAAAAUGCUGCAAAUAAUUGACCCUAGAUUGGAGAAUCAGUACUCAGUAAGAGCUGCCCAAAAAGCCUGCAGCUUGGCAUACUACUGUCUGAGCCAGAAUCCUAAAGCAAGGCCUCUGAUGAGUGAUGUAGUUGAAACUUUGGAACCUCUACAGUGCAGCAAUGGGGAAAUCUCAUCGUCAUCAAUGGCCUCAACUUUAACAGGUGGCAGAGGUUCUUAUGCAACAGGGGGAAUGCCUAAUUAUCGAAUGCAUAGGAGGUUUCCCAACAACGUUGGUCCUGUUGCUAAUUGUCGGUCUCCUGGUCCAAAUUGCUCCCCUGGUGGUCCUGCUGCAUGCAGGGUUAGAUGAAAAGUUUCAGCUCUCAUGUAUACUUGUUUGGUGUGCCUUAUCACCAACCCAUUCACAAUGAUAAACUUACUUGUGAAACCAUGGGGUGCAUUUGUUUCUUUGUACUUAAUGUAUGCAUCGGCAUGGUGAUCCCGAUCCCAUUGUUGAUAUUGCCAUUUUAACUUGUUGCUUCUGUUAACUUUGUAGUGAAAACUCUGUUCUUCCUUGAGUUCUGAAUGAUAAACAGGCGGCUGAGAUGCAAACAUCUACACUGUAUUCUGGUAGAUUGCAAUCUGGCAAAAA